Messenger RNA from Malurus melanocephalus (red-backed fairy wren), 2442 nucleotides. RefSeq names its product activin A receptor type 2B (gene ACVR2B). The coding region runs from base 357 to 1895 and encodes 512 amino acids. Gene Ontology annotation, molecular function: ATP binding; activin receptor activity; activin binding. Gene Ontology annotation, biological process: activin receptor signaling pathway; cellular response to growth factor stimulus; protein phosphorylation. Lineage: Eukaryota; Metazoa; Chordata; Aves; Passeriformes; Maluridae. The transcript is spliced from 11 exons. The record is from RefSeq and is a predicted model, not a curated record. Gene Ontology annotation, cellular component: plasma membrane; activin receptor complex.
UCGGUGUGUGGUGCACGCCGCGCUCCCAGCACAAAAGCCCAGGGAAAGAAACUCUUGGAAAGCUGGGAGAGAACGGUGGGGCCGGGCAGGAGCAGGUCGAACCGUCCGGGUCUGUUCGUCUCCUCUGGAUACAUUUUGCAACUGCGAAGGAAUUAAAUCCGAUUUUCUCUUUUUCUUUUUUUUUCCCCCAACCCCUGCUCCCAGGAUUUUUUUCUUCUUUUUUUCUUUUUGAGAGCGAGAGGGAGAGCAGAGCCGCGCUUCUCCCCCCUCUUUUCACGCGCUCGAUCUUUUUAUUUUUAUUUUUGUUUCCCUUGGGGAUAGAGGUGCACGCGAGGAAAAAAAAAAAGUAAAGGACUAUGUUUGCUUCGUGGCUGACUUUUGCCGUGCUCUGGGGAACUUUCUGUGCAGGACCAGGCCAUGGGGAGGCUGAGACAAGGGAGUGCAUCUACUACAAUGCCAACUGGGAGCUGGAGAAGACCAACCAGAGUGGAGUGGAGCGCUGCGAGGGCGAGAAGGACAAGCGGCUCCACUGCUACGCCUCCUGGAGAAACAACUCGGGCUCCAUCGAGCUGGUGAAGAAAGGCUGCUGGUUAGAUGACUUCAACUGCUAUGACAGGCAGGAGUGUGUAGCCACAGAAGAAAACCCACAGGUGUUUUUCUGCUGCUGCGAGGGCAACUAUUGCAAYGAGAAAUUUACCCAUUUGCCUGAAGUCACCGGCCCAGAAGUCAUAUACGAGCCGCCGCCGCCCACRCCCUCCCUGCUCAACAUCCUGGUGUAUUCCCUGCUGCCCAUCGCAGUGCUGUCCAUGGCCAUCCUCCUGGCCUUCUGGAUGUACCGGCACCGGAAGCCUCCCUACGGCCACGUGGACAUCAUUGAGGACCCUGGCCCACCACCCCCUUCUCCCCUGGUUGGCCUAAAGCCACUGCAGCUUUUGGAGAUCAAGGCGAGGGGACGCUUUGGCUGUGUGUGGAAGGCCCAGCUGAUGAACGACUACGUAGCAGUGAAAAUCUUCCCUAUUCAGGAUAAGCAAUCUUGGCAGAGUGAGAGGGAGAUUUUCAACACUCCUGGCAUGAAGCAUGAAAACCUUUUGCAAUUUAUCGCAGCAGAGAAAAGGGGGACAAACCUGGAGACAGAGCUCUGGCUGAUCACAGCUUUCCACGACAAGGGUUCUCUGACAGAUUACCUGAAGGGCAACAUUAUCAGCUGGAAUGAGCUUUGCCAUGUCGCAGAAACAAUGGCCCGUGGCUUGUCCUACCUUCAUGAAGAUGUCCCCUGGUGCAAAGGUGAAGGACACAAACCUGCCAUAGCACACAGGGACUUCAAGAGUAAAAAUGUCUUGCUGAAGAACGACUUGACGGCUGUGCUUGCAGAUUUUGGACUGGCUGUUCGGUUUGAACCUGGAAAACCUCCAGGGGACACUCAUGGACAGGUGGGAACAAGGAGGUACAUGGCUCCCGAAGUGCUAGAGGGAGCAAUCAACUUCCAACGAGACGCCUUCCUGAGGAUAGACAUGUAUGCAAUGGGACUGGUGUUGUGGGAGCUAGUCUCCAGAUGUAGAGCAGUUGAUGGUCCAGUGGAUGAGUAUAUGCUGCCAUUUGAAGAAGAAAUAGGUCAGCACCCAUCCCUUGAGGACCUGCAGGAAGUGGUGGUUCACAAGAAGAUGCGCCCCGUGUUCAAGGAUCACUGGCUAAAACAUCCCGGCCUGGCGCAGCUGUGCGUGACCAUCGAAGAGUGCUGGGACCACGACGCGGAGGCGCGGCUCUCGGCGGGCUGUGUCGAGGAGCGCAUCGCGCAGAUCCGCAAAUCCGUCAACGGCACUACCUCGGACUGCCUCGUCUCCAUCGUGACAUCUGUCACCAACGUGGACUUGCCACCCAAAGAGUCUAGUAUCUGAGUCCUGGGUCCUGGUUCACUUUUGUCUUUCCAGACUCAGUGGAUUUAAAAACAAACAAACAAACAAAAAAAAAAACCAACAAGGAAAAAGUUUAAAAAAAAACAUACAAAAAAAAAGAAAACCACAAAAAUUCAACAAACCCAUGAAUGCAGCUGCUAUUUUAUCUUGACUUUUUAUUAUUAUUGUUAUUAUUAUUAUUAUUAUUUUUUUGGAUUGGAUCAAUUUUACCAGCACAUUGCUCUACUGUAUUAAAAAAAUGGACAUUUCAGCAAGCAUUCAGGUGCCGACUAAUGAAUGCAGAAAAGGUGCAGGUACCUCAGAACCUCAACAAACUCACUUCAGUUGUUUUUAUUUUAUUCAGUUUUUUGGGUUUCUCUUUAUCAGUCUGUCUUCUGAGUGGAGCAUCUGUGAUAUAAGCUUAUGUGACAUAAAGGAAAACCACCUACACCUUCAAAAACGCAAUGCUGCAAACUGUGGAGGAAACUUAAGACUGUUAUGUAAAGAAUACACCUUCCUCAAAAGCAUUUUUCCCCAUUUUGGUUUCGGG